Onychomys torridus (southern grasshopper mouse) is the source of this 1499-nucleotide messenger RNA. RefSeq names its product cutA divalent cation tolerance homolog (gene Cuta). The transcript has 7 exons. Bases 653 to 1438 code for a protein of 261 amino acids. Gene Ontology annotation, molecular function: copper ion binding. Lineage: Eukaryota; Metazoa; Chordata; Mammalia; Rodentia; Cricetidae. The record is from RefSeq and is a predicted model, not a curated record. Gene Ontology annotation, biological process: response to metal ion.
UAGCGAGCAGGGAGAGCAGGAGGAGGAGAGAGAGGCUCUGCAGCCCCCACCCCUACUCUGGGAGACCCGGGGACGGAGCGAGCGAGAGACCCCUGCCUCGCGCACGCCGGAGGCAGCAGUCCUGAAGAGGCUGACCCCAGACCCAGAGGAGGACGCCUCACCCUCACCUCACGCUCAACAAAUUAACCCCACAGACCCAGAUCUAGAAGGAAGGAGACCCCCGACCUCAGGAGACAAACGAACCAAACAGAAAACCCACCCCCUCCCCAAGAGAGGAGUCAGGCCGGACCCGGAGAAUCCGGUCUCAACAAGGACCUCCAGACCCACGUCCAUCUUAGACUUCGGGCCCUGGGUUGGUAGUUUUGGGGGCCCCAAAGCGGAGACCUACUCAAAGAAAAAGAUGAAACCAGCGUUAGAAAGCACCCCAGCCCAGAAUGAGACCUUAGGAACUAGCUGGAGAUGAGGAACCCCAGAUUCCUAUGUCAGGGAAAACUGAAAACUCGGGGGUGAAUGCAGAGACAUUCGACGGCCCCAGAGAUGGAGAGAUCUGAAACUCAUAAAUCUCAGAGACCUUAGUCGGGGAUCCCUGGACUCAAUUCCCAGAAGCAACUCGAAAGCCAGCCAGCCAGCCACCGGCCGGGGCUUCACGGAAAUGGGCGGGCCACUUCCGCACACGUCCUCGGCCCUGGCUGCCGAUUGGCCAGAGGGCCCUGCGCCCCGCCCCCUCGGGAGGCGAGGCAGUCGGGCCACUGGAGGGCCGCGAUUGGCCAGAUCUGGAGACUCCCGUCACGUGGCCGCAGGUCAGAGGCGGGUGCUCCUCCUGGGCUCCUCCGGGUCCUUCCUCGGGGAAGCGCGCGGCCUCCGAUCUCAUCCCUUCUCCGCCAGCCCGGCUGGCCGCAUGAGCUGGGGGCGGGCCCCCGUCGUCCUGCUCGGCGGAGGGGCCACGCUGCUCCUGUCGUUUCUUUGGAUGCCCGCGCUGCUGCCGGUGGCUUCCCGCCUUCUGUUGCUACCCCGAGCCUUGCUGUCCAUGGCUUCUGGAAGCCCUCCCCUGCCCUCUCCGGCCUCGGGCUCCGCCGGCUACGUUCCAGGAUCAGUUUCUGCAGCCUUUGUCACUUGUCCCAACGAAAAAGUCGCCAAGGAGAUCGCCAGGGCCGUGGUAGAGAAGCGCCUGGCAGCCUGCGUCAACCUCAUCCCGCAGAUCACUUCCAUCUAUGAAUGGAAAGGAAAGAUCGAGGAAGACAGCGAGGUGUUGAUGAUGAUUAAAACCCAAAGCUCCCUGGUCCCUGCUCUGACAGAGUUCGUUCGAUCUGUGCACCCUUACGAAGUUGCUGAGGUGAUUGCAUUGCCUGUGGAGCAGGGAAAUCCCCCAUACCUGCAUUGGGUACGCCAGGUCACAGAAUCAGUUUCAGAUUCUGGCACAGCCCCCUCCUCUGCUUAAGGCCCUCUGGUUUCCAGGUGAUGAUGUCUGAGCCCCCCAAUAAAUCCUCUUCUGGUCUCUC